Gastrolobium bilobum is the source of this 1314-nucleotide messenger RNA. RefSeq names its product phytolongin Phyl2.2. The record is from RefSeq and is a predicted model, not a curated record. Gene Ontology annotation, cellular component: membrane. The transcript has a single exon. The coding region runs from base 288 to 956 and encodes 222 amino acids. Lineage: Eukaryota; Viridiplantae; Streptophyta; Magnoliopsida; Fabales; Fabaceae.
CCCAACUCUCUCUCUCUCUCUGUUUAUUUUUUAUUUUUAUUUUUUUCAAUGCCUUUUUCAUCUUUCCUCGUUUUAUUUUCUUCCCAAAUCAAAUCCUCCCUAAACUCCAUGCCAAAAUUGAAACCAAGACCAAAACCCUAAAUCCACAAUGGUCUUGUUCAGAUUGAAAAUUCACCUUUGUGGAUGCAUGGUUGGAAUCCCAAUGCAAUUCAACCUUCAUCUCUGAACAAUUAGAAAUUCAAUUCAAUUCAAUUCCAUAUUUGGCGUUUUCUUUCUAUAUCCUUCCAAUGAUUUCGAAUCCAGAGUUAAUCCACUAUGCGUGCAUUGCAAGAUCAAACACCAUCCUGGGACAUCACAACAACAAUUCCAAAGACCCAAACAUUGAAGCAUUAGCCUCCAAAUGCAUCUCUCUAACCCCUCCAAACCACUCCCUCUACACCCACACCGUCAAAAACCGCACCUACACCUUCCUCAUCGACCCUCCUUUCGUCUACUUCGCCAUCUUCGAUCACCAACUCCUCAAAUCCCAAACCCUAUCAUUCCUCAACCGUAUCAGGUCAUCCUUUCGUGAAACCCUCGCCGGUUCCGAUCAUUUCGCCUCUCUCUGUUUUCAGACACAAUUCGAUUCCAUUUUCCGUGACGCGCUCUAUCUCGAUUCCGUCGAUGGCAAGAGAUCCGCGACGCUUCCUAUGAAGCCCGCUGAAGGGUUGACGAAGAAGAAGAGGCUCCAUGAACCCAAUGGAAUGAUCGAUGCUAAAGAUGCUGCUACGGUUGAUCUCUGUGACGACGUCGUUUCGUUGCCGGUUUCGAAGGGCACCGUCAACGAUCGCCAGAAGGCCAAGCACGUGUGGAAGAAACACGUGUGGGUUGUGUUGCUGCUGGAUUUGUUUGUCUGCGCGAUUUUGUUUAUCAUAUGGUUAUGGGUUUGCAGCGGUUUCAAAUGCAUGGCCUAUUGAAGAUUCAAUGCUGAAAAUUCUUUUUUUUAAAAGAAAAAAAAAUGGUUCCUUUUUUUCCGGGGUUUUUGUCCCUUCUCUUUGGGGGAUUCUUAGCUUCCGGUUUUUAUCCAUAAUUGACAAGCAUGAAAUUGCAGAGCAUCAAUCUUCUGUACAAAUUGGGAAAAACCGGUUUAUAUACAUUAAUAUAUAUGGAAUUGGGGUUUCGGUUUGCUUCUUUUUUUCAAUUUCCCUGCUUUUCUUGAUGGGAAUUGUAUAUGAAGAUCUUGUGAAGUUAUUAACCGGCCCAUGGUCUAAUCUUUGUGUUAUGGUCUCAUACACUCGUGAGAUUUGUUCAAUUGUGCAAAAUUACAGAUUCCAG